This is a messenger RNA of Geodia barretti, 186 nucleotides long. NCBI's taxonomy places the organism in Eukaryota, Metazoa, Porifera, Demospongiae, Tetractinellida, Geodiidae. The record is from the annotation of a GenBank genome assembly.
AUGCCAGUGAUUCGUACCCAGGAACAGGUUUCUGCCCUCACUAGCGGCCAGGUUCUUGAGGUCGUAUGUACUGACCCCGGUGCGCUUGUCGAUAUUCCGGCCUGGUGCCGGAUUCACGGACACAAAGUACUUUUUGCGGAAAAUCAGGGAAACCAGUCCAUCGUUCGCUUGCAGGUGUGUGACUAA